AAACAAUAUUUGUGAAUAACACAUCACUACUCUGUGGAGCUUCUUGAUAUUGUGAGUGUCUAAAGUGUGUGUUAUUAAUAUAUAAAAAUCAUUUAAAUAUUCUUAUGAAAUAUAUUAAUGAUAAGACAUAGUUUAGUCGUUUUACUGAAGUGAAUGUAAUUAAAUUCAAUUCGGAAGUAAGAGCAUCAAUCUGAGCAGUUUAAUCAACAACGGUCAACGAAUUCAAUAAGCCUGGGAACUGGAAAAAUCAUUGGGAUGAGUUGCUGAAAUUUACACAUCCGAGUUCAAUAACGCCCCCGGUUUCGUUUGUUUUUGAGAAUCUCCUUAAAGAAAAUAAUAAGAAUAAAAUGGAAUUAUAUGCAUAUCAGAUUGCUAUAUUUGUUGUAUUAUAUUUGUUUGUAUCUGAAACGACUUCAUUGUGUUGUCAUUUACCUUAUAUGCAGUCAUUACCAUGUGGGAUUGAAUCUAAAUCUGUAGCAGAAAUAAAAUUGCUGGCACCUACUGACGAAAGAAGAGAUGUUGGAAUGCCAUCGUCAGUGGACAUAAUCACGGACUUGGCUUCUGGAUUAUGUUCCUAUUCUCUGUGUGCACCAGGUUAUAUUAAAAAGAAAGGGGUAUAUUGCGCGACUGGCUCUUGUAAUGUAUUUGGUUGUAACUGUGACGGAGAAUGCAUCAAUGAGAAUUAUGUAGACGGUAAUCUGCAACGGUUGCGGCGAGAGAGUGAUAAUAUAAAUUUGACUUAUGAACAUUUAUCAAGAGCUAGUAGAUCAACUAUAUACCUAGUUGAUAAGACACGAAAAAGAAAUACUAUUUAUACUGAUGAAAAAUUAGACUCACAUACGCCUACAACAAAUUCCAUGACUAGCCAGGUUCAUCAAUAAGGUACGAUCACGAUAAACAUAAGAAUUUGUUUGACUACAACGGUAACCCGUUGCAAACCCUUAAACCAACUUAACAGCACACAGCAAAGUGCGUCUGCACAAAGCACAAUUUAUGAACUUAACCAAUAGCAACAAUGGUAACGCUACGGAAACAAUACAGACAUUGCGUAAUUCAAUUAAUGAUGCAUGAUGGCUGAACCGGAAAAAAAAUAUAAAUAUAUUAUAUAAAUCUUAUGUGAAAUUUCGGGAAAUUAUAGCCACUAAUAGUACUUGUAAUUUGAUAAAAUAAAUUUUAGUUUUUUUUUAAUUAAUUAAAUUUAAUGAAUUAGUUUGUUCUAUUAUUUUUCACUUUUCUUAAUUUAAUUUACAGCAUUUUCGAGUUAACACUAAAUAAUCUAUGAAAAAAAAAAAUAGUAAAUGUGUUUUUUUAUUAUUAAAUUGUUUAAAAAUUAUUGAUUAAGUGUAUUCGAGUUAUGUUAGUAGAAUUGUUUAUUUUUUUUUAAAUUGAUAUAACCAUAGAAUGUAUAAUUCUAUAUUAUUAUUAAUAAUGUGAUCCAUUGUCUUGCCAGUCUUGUAUACAGAAAGCGGAAAAAUUAUUUUUCCGCUUUCUAAUAGAUAAACAAUAUUCAAUCAAGCCUCCAAGUUCUAGGACAUAGAUCAAAUGGUAAAUACAAAAAUUAUUUCAAAUUAAUAAUUUCACAAAUUAUCAGAAUAAAAUAUCUAUAUUAUUUCACCAUA
This is a messenger RNA of Acyrthosiphon pisum (pea aphid), 1619 nucleotides long. RefSeq lists its product as uncharacterized. Lineage: Eukaryota; Metazoa; Arthropoda; Insecta; Hemiptera; Aphididae. The transcript has 2 exons. Bases 348 to 881 code for a protein of 177 amino acids. The record is from RefSeq and is a predicted model, not a curated record.